This is a messenger RNA of Drosophila eugracilis, 3746 nucleotides long. RefSeq lists its product as uncharacterized. The record is from RefSeq and is a predicted model, not a curated record. The transcript has 6 exons. Bases 632 to 3004 code for a protein of 790 amino acids. NCBI's taxonomy places the organism in Eukaryota, Metazoa, Arthropoda, Insecta, Diptera, Drosophilidae.
GAUCAAACAACCCGGAGGGGGUUUUAUUCGUAUUUCUGGGUCUUUAAUCCGGUUAUUUAAUUCACUGAAUUUCGGUGGUGGCUUUAUUUGUCUUGAAGGAAAUAAAGUUUUUAUUUUUGAUUUAUUUAAUUCGUCAUAGCUUGUUGGCUGAAGAUUAAGUUAACUUUAAUACAAAAUUUAAAGAAUUUAUAUUCUAUGUUUGCUUUCUUGCAAUACAUUUCUAUUUAAAUAUUUUAUUUAAUUUGCCUUAAACCGGAAUUAGGUGAACUGCCCUAGAUAUUCAAAUGACUUGGCUUAAACGAAGGUUUUCAGUUGAAGGAUAAAAAAUAGAUUCUGACCGUUUUAGUCUCCAUCCCUGUCCAAAUUUGAAUUCGGUCGAUUGUCGGCGGCAGCCUGCCAAGGCGAACAGCAUUUUGGCCGACUUUAGCCUUCGCUUCGCUGCUAGUUUGAAUUGCUAAUUGUUUUUUUCGGCUUUCGUCAAUUUCAUUUCCAGGCCACUCCUUCUCAUGCCCCGCGGCGUCCCAUCUUUGUGAUCGCCAGCUGCGCCUGCUGCCUCCUCCAAUGCGGAUCUGCCCUUCUCAUCCUGGUGCCCAUCUGGUGCAAUCGCAAAUGCGCGGUCACGUUCCUCAAGAUGCAGUUCUGCGUCUCCACGUCGAGUGUGAUGCUGAUUUACUUGCUGGGUUUCAUGAAAAUGUUGCCAGUGAGCUGGCAUGGCAUCAUUAGCAGCUCGCUGGCCUCGCUGUUGUUGCUGGGCAUCUCGACGCUGAUUGCGAUUGCCUUGGCCAUCCACACGGAGCUGAUGCCGAAAAAGUAUCUACAAAUUGGCAGCAAGCCGGGGACGCCAACUAAGCGCCGCCUCGAGCGGGAACGUGAAGCGGGACAGCGAGAGCGGGAUCGGGAACAGGAGCUGGAGAGCUUGAGCAACAUCACUCAGAUCCGGGCUCAGUCGCCUUUGGGGGCCACCACGGGCUCCUCUUCAGCCGUCUCUGGCUCCUCCUGCAAUCCAGUCCAACGCCGCCAACAACCAAGUUCUACGGCAGGAAUGCGUGGCGCCAUUGGCAUCAGUUGGCUUCUGCCGCUUCUCUUCGCCGUUGCCGCACCGCUAAUCUGCAGCAUCAUUGGACAGUGGCCGCGCCAUUGGUGGCUGGAGGUGGUCUGGAAAGGAUCCCCAACCCCGGAUGCUGCCGCCGGGGGCAAGGAGGAAUCAGAGGAGUCCGAUUCUGGCGCCUUCUAUUCAACCCACUCGCUACUCAAUGGAGAUAAUUUACUGCUCGAAUCAGAGGCACUGAUGGGAAAUGGGACGAGCAGCCCGCCGACAGAGACAUCAUCAUCCACAACUCAGUCGGUCGAUGAUGAUGCGGCUACGUCAACGUCAUCAAUCACGGGAAUAGGAACUGCAAGUAACAGUGGAUUCAGUGCCUCUUGGAGGAAUGGUGCAAGCAGCACCUCCACUUCCGUUUCCUCGCUGGCUGCGCCUCUAACUUCCGGUCUGAGUGACGCUUCGACAGCGCCAUCGCCCUCCUUGAGCUUCAUUCUGUUCGUCUGCAUCGAUUUGCUCUUCAUCCUGCUCUUCUUUGCCCUGUUUGCCAUUUUAAUGAAGAAACUUUUGUGGUUGUGGCACAAGAAUCGCAAUGUGCAUACGCAUCCGUUGGAUAAAUUCAAUCUGGCUUUGAGCAGGCGAUUCGGAUUACUGUACCGGGCGGGCGGACUGCUCCUGGCCAAAAUCUGCAGCGAUGGACUCUUCAUCGCUUAUGUUAAUUCAUCACCGGAUACUUUGUGGGCAUAUCCGUUCGGCAUAUCGUGCAUAUUAUUGGGCUCGGCCAUCCUCAUCUGUUUCGUCAUCAAGGCCGAGAGCCAGCUGCGUGGACCACCCUUCCUUAGCAGCAACGGGAGCAGUCAAAACAGCUCGCUGAAGCAGGCCAAAUUCAACACGAGCAGGAGCAGUCUGGACGAGAACUACUGCACCACUACGACGACGGCUAAUGUGAAUAGUCCACUGAGCUUCUACACUAACCACGACAAAGAGAAGGAGAACGACUGUGCCGUGUCCUUGUCAAUGUCCAAUGCAGGCGUGUCCACCGCAGCAGUCGGAUCCUUGGCCUCGUCAGUUGGCGGCGGCGCCCCGCCCUUGCAAUCGAAAGUGGGCCUGGAACUGUCCGGACCACCGGGAUCCGGUGUUCCACUGCCGUUGACAAUCAUCUCGACGGCGCCGCGCUGCCAGGCAGGACCAGAUGGCACAGUGGAGACCUUCCUGGGUGACCGCCAGACCCUCUCUGUGGCUCCAUCGCCGGACACACGUUGCUGCGCCAUAUUGGGCGGCGGAACUGCGUACGAUGCGUACACCAUGGGUAUGGGCGUAAACGUGGGAGUGGGCGGUCUCACAGGAAGCUUGGGUAGGCGAACGUUGCAUCAGCAACCGACUCAUUAUCGCCCAGGACCCUGUGGCGAGUUUGUGGGCGUUGAGACGCUCGAUAUCCUGCAGGGCGUGGCAGCCGACAGUAUAAUUGGCAUUCACACCAGUGCCAUAAUGCCCACUGCCACAAGCACUUCUCAUUAUGUUCCGCUGCAGCAUAAUCCCUACGUGGACUUUGUGCCCAGUUCUCUAAUCCUGAGCAUGGCUCCACCCCCGACCAUAAGCGGAAACCUGAGUGGACCAGCGAUACCGACGCUUCCUGCAAUGUCCCUGCCCACCCAGACACCGAAGACGCAGAAACGAGUGACCAUCCUGGAGCCGACGUCCCGCACGACCUUCGACCCCCUGCUGCCCACCAUGGUGGCGGCCGUCGUCUCUACUUCGACUGUCACCAGCACGGCGACCACGACCCCAGCCACGCCCACUCCCACGCAAAGUGGCUGCGGCGGUAAUGAUGCAACGCUGGAUCGUAUCACCCUCGAUCUAGACUACUUGCUGAAUAGGGGAGCUGUUGAUGCUACGGAGGGCGGAGGCGGAAUGCCACCACCACCAUCACUGCCCACCAGUGAUGACAGCCAGCAAAAACAAUAGCAAUAAUGUGUAAGUUGGGAGACAUUUGUUGGCCAAUACCGACACUAAGAUGCAUUUAAGAGGCUUCGUUUUUCUAUUUAAAGAUGUAAAUAUAUGUAAAUCAAAUUUCCAAACUAAACUACAGUAGAAAUCUCUGUGAAUAUUCAUGUACGUAUGCAUCAGAUAUGCCUAAUCUGGAUAACAAUCAGUUAAACUCCUGAUUUUAAACCAAUUCUUUAUCAAAAAUGCCCAUCCAGUCUUAGUUUUCGUUGAGCUUGCCAGAUUCUGGCUGAGAUCAAGUGGUACUUUUAGUUCUAUCAAUCCAUGAAAUUAUCAAAGUUAAUGUCUGUUAAAGUGAUUUUAACAUCAAUCAUACACUAGACUCAUAUUUAGAAUACAAAUUAAACUUUAUGUCAUUGCAUAUGUAAACAAAUUGAAUGAAUUUAAACUAAUGAUAACUUUUUAGCUAGAUUUACAAAAAGCCUAUUGAACGGAAAACAAUGAAAAUGAAAAAUUUAAGAGCGAGAACACAGUAUGGUGUGUGACAUGUUUUUGAUUCCAUUUAAAGUUUCCUAGUAUUAAAGCAAAUUAAGCCCCUAUUAAGGAAGAAAGAUUAAAAGAAAAACCUACAAAAUACAAUAAUUGUAAAACUAAUAAACAUAACAGGACUAUUUCUGGAACAAAACAAAUUAUACAGAUAUAUCUUUAAAUAAACUCAAGACUCUUGUUAGAAAAUCUAUGAAAUUUCGUGUUAAUUCUUGUA